UAGUUUAUUUCAAGUUGCUGUAGCUCUUUAUUAAAAAGAAGCUGAAGUUUAAUUCUACUUUUAAAUUACAUUAAUAUUGAAUAAUAACAAUAAUCUUAAUAAAAUGAAAACAAAACCCGGUAGCAAACGGAAACUUAAAGAAAAUCCUAAGAAAACUAACUUGGAAAAAAUUGAAGAUGAAGAGAGCGAUACAGAUGCUUUAAAUGAUAAUUUAAUGAAAACCGUUGAAAAUGAUGACGGAGAUACAACAGAUGAUGAAGGAAUUGAGAAUAAUUACAAUUCGGACGAUGAAAGUGAAUUGAGUUUUGAGAGUGACGACGAAGGAAAUUAUAAACAGAAAUUGAAUGGUGAAUCCAGAAGUAUAUCUGAUGUGGAAUCUGAUAACUCAGAAGAAGAAUCUGAUGAAAAAGAUAGUUCUGGUGAAGAUGAUGCUGAAAACGAAGAACCACAAGAGAGUGACGAAAACGAAGAAGAGGACGAAAGCGAAGUGGAGGACGAAAGCAAAGGUGAAGAAGGUGAAAAAAACAAAAAUGAAGAUAAUGCUAAAAACAAAGAAAACAAAAAAUCUGUGAAAGAGAUGAAAUCCAAUUUAUCGCUUAAAAACAACAAACUGAACUCUACACAAAAAGAAAAAUCAAAAUAUACCUUAUCGGAAGUUAUGAAAAGUUCUAAAAAUUCUAAAGCAAAAGAGGAAGAUGAAAUUUUAACAUCAGAUGAAGAAGAUAUUAGAAAUACUGUUGGAAACAUCCCAAUGCAUUGGUAUGACGAAUACAAGCAUAUUGGUUAUGAUUGGGAUGCUAAGAAAAUUAUCAAGCCACCUCAAGGAGAUCAAAUUGAUGAAUUCCUUAAAAAAAUUGAGGAUCCCAAUUUCUGGCGUACAGUUAAAGACCCACAAACUGGACAAGAAGUAAUUAUAACCGAGGAAGAUAUAGAUCUAAUUAAACGCAUAAAUACUGGAAAAAUUCCAGAAAAGAAUUAUAAUGAAUAUGCGGAUUGGGUAGAAUGGUUUACAUCAGAAGUGGAACAAGUCCCAAUCAAAAAUGUUCCUGAUCAUAAAAGAUCAUUUUUACCAUCAAUGUCCGAGAAAAAAAAAGUAUCUAGAAUGGUUCAUGCUCUUAAAAUGGGUUGGAUGAAAACAACAGAAGAACUAGAAAAAGAAAAACAAGCUAAGAGAGCUCCAAAAUUCUACAUGUUAUGGGAAACUGAUACAGGACGCGAAGAAAUGCGUAGAAUACAUGAUCAUGUAACCGCUCCGAAACGUGACUUACCAGGUCAUGCAGAAUCUUAUAACCCACCUCCUGAAUAUCUCUUUGAUGAAAAAGAAAUGAAGGAAUGGGAACGUUUAGAAGAUGAACCGCAGAAAAGAAAAUUACAUUUCUUACCUCAAAAAUAUAAAUCUUUGCGAGAAGUUCCAGCUUAUCCAAGAUAUAUAAGGGAAAGAUUUUUGCGUUGUCUUGAUUUAUACCUUUGUCCGCGCGCUCGAAGAACUAAACUAAAUAUAGAUGCGGAGUAUCUAGUUCCAAAACUACCUAGUCCUAGAGAUUUACAACCCUUCCCAACAGUUGAAAGUAUGGUUUAUCGUGGUCAUUCUGAUUUCGUAAGAACAAUAAGUAUUGAACCCAAAGGAGAAUACUUAAUAUCGGGAAGUGAUGAUAUGACAGUGAAAAUUUGGGAAAUAUCAACAGGUCGGUGUAUUCGUACUAUUGAAACGGAUGAUGUUGUGAGAUGUGUUGCGUGGUGCCCAAACGCAAAAUUAUCCCUAGUUGCUGUUGCAUCAGGACAACGCCUUUUAUUAAUAAACCCUAAAGUGGGUGAUAAAGUUCUAAUAACAAAAACAGACAAAUUAUUGGCAGAAGCGCCACAAAGGGAAGUUAUUGAAAAUGAUAGAAUUAGCGCAGCAGUACAAUGGGAACCAUGUACAGACAAAACCGAUAUGGAAAAAGGUGUUCGCAUUAUUAUUAAACAUUUUAAACCGAUUACACAAGUAACUUGGCACGGAAAAGGUGAUUAUUUUGCUACAGUUAUGCCAGAAGGGGCUAACAGAUCUGCUUUAAUACAUCAAUUGUCAAAAAGAAGUACACAAAUUCCAUUUUCGAAGAGCAAAGGUCUUAUUCAGUAUGUUUUAUUCCAUCCAGUUAAACCGUGUUUUUUUGUCGCAACACAACACAAUAUUCGAAUUUAUGAUUUAGUAAAACAAGAAUUAGUAAAAAAAUUAUUAUCUAAUUCAAAAUGGAUAUCCGGAAUGGCAAUACAUCCCAAAGGUGAUAAUUUAUUGGUAUCUACGUACGACAAAAAAAUGUUAUGGUUUGACUUAGAUUUAUCAACAAAACCGUAUCAAACAAUAAGAUUACAUAAAAAUGCUGUACGAAAUGUUAGUUUUCAUUUACGUUAUCCUUUAUUUGCAUCUGCAAGUGAUGAUUUAUCAGUAAUUGCUUCUCACGGAAUGGUUUACAAUGACUUGUUACAAAAUCCUCUUAUAGUUCCAUUAAAGAAACUUCUAGGUCAUGAAGCCAGAGAAGAAUUAGGAGUUUUAGAUGUUGUAUGGCAUCCAACUCAACCUUGGGUAUUUUCUUCUGGAGCUGAUACAACAAUAAGAUUAUUUACUUAAGGAAGCAAAUUAUAUACAAAAAGAUUUCCGUUUUAAUUUUUUUUUUUUUAUUAGACAAAUUAUUUUUUCAUACCAAUGGGGUAUGAAUAAAAUGUGAAAGUUUAUUAAACCGAAUAAAUUUUAUAAAAUUAUUUUAACUUUUCUCAAUUAUGUUAAUUAAAUACUUAUAAUGAAAGUGAA
Molecule: messenger RNA, 2788 nt
Organism: Condylostylus longicornis
Lineage: Eukaryota; Metazoa; Arthropoda; Insecta; Diptera; Dolichopodidae
Product: ribosome biogenesis protein BOP1 homolog
Exons: 4
Coding region: 104-2608 (834 amino acids)
Biological process (GO): maturation of LSU-rRNA from tricistronic rRNA transcript (SSU-rRNA, 5.8S rRNA, LSU-rRNA); ribosome biogenesis
Cellular component (GO): PeBoW complex; preribosome, large subunit precursor
Molecular function (GO): ribonucleoprotein complex binding; protein binding
Source: RefSeq, a predicted model, not a curated record